Eublepharis macularius is the source of this 2761-nucleotide messenger RNA. Its product is annotated as pre-mRNA-splicing factor SYF1. Gene Ontology annotation, biological process: generation of catalytic spliceosome for first transesterification step; mRNA splicing, via spliceosome. Lineage: Eukaryota; Metazoa; Chordata; Lepidosauria; Squamata; Eublepharidae. Gene Ontology annotation, cellular component: post-mRNA release spliceosomal complex; Prp19 complex; U2-type catalytic step 2 spliceosome. Gene Ontology annotation, molecular function: protein binding. Bases 76 to 2637 code for a protein of 853 amino acids. The transcript has 19 exons. The record is from RefSeq and is a predicted model, not a curated record.
AAACAGAGCGGGCAAGCCUGAACGGUCCGUCAGAGUGACGUCAUCGGCAAGCGCCUACGACGGGGAGAGGCCGCGAUGCCAGAGCUGGAAACGGUGUUGGGGAAGCGCGAGCUCCUCUUUGAGGAAGAAGAUCUGCAGUAUGAGGAAGAGAUCUUGCGGAAUCCCUUCUCUGUCAAAUGCUGGAUCCGUUACAUUGAAUUCAAGCAGAAUUCUUCCAAGAAUGUCUUGAAUCUAAUCUAUGAGAGAGCUCUUAAAGAGUUGCCAGGCAGCUACAAGCUAUGGUAUAAUUACCUUAAGCAGCGGCGGAAACAAGUGAAGAGCAGGUGUGUCACGGACCCCAGCUAUGAAGAGGUGAACAAUUGUCAUGAGCGGGCUCUUGUCUUCAUGCAUAAGAUGCCUCGGAUAUGGCUAGAUUAUUGCCAGUUUCUCAUGGACCAGUGUCGGAUCACCCGCACACGCAGGACCUUUGACCGGGCACUCCGGGCUCUGCCUAUUACACAACAUCAUCGCAUCUGGCCACUCUACCUGAAGUUUGUGCGUCUGUAUCCAUUACCUGAGACAGCUGUACGGGUCUACCGCAGAUAUCUGAAACUGAGCCCAGAGAACGCAGAGGAAUAUAUUGAGUAUCUGCACUCCAUCGACCGGCUGGAUGAGGCUGCCGUCCGCCUUGCUGCAGUGGUAAAUGAUGAACGCUUUGUCUCCAAGGAAGGGAAAUCCAACUAUCAGCUGUGGCAUGAGCUGUGUGACCUCAUCUCACAGAAUCCAGACAAGGUCAAGUCUCUUAAUGUGGGGGCCAUCAUCCGGGGUGGCCUGACCCGUUUCACAGACCAACUGGGCAAGCUGUGGUGUUCCCUGGCAGACUAUUACAUUCGCAGUGGGCAUUUUGAGAAGGCUCGAGACGUGUAUGAAGAAGCGAUACAGACGGUGAUGACAGUGCGGGAUUUCACUCAGGUGUUUGACAGCUACGCCCAGUUUGAGGAAAGUAUGAUCGCUGCUAAGAUGGAGACACAGUCUGAGAUGGGCCGUGAGGAGGAAGAUGACGUGGACCUGGAGCUGCGCCUGGCUCGUUUCGAGCAGCUGAUCACACGCCGGCCCCUGCUCCUCAACAGUGUCCUGCUGCGUCAGAAUCCUCACAACGUUCACGAGUGGCACAAGCGGGUGAAACUGUAUGAAGGCAAACCCCGGGAGAUAAUCAACACAUACACAGAAGCUGUGCAGACUGUUGACCCUUUUAAAGCCACUGGAAAGACUCACACCCUGUGGGUUGCGUUUGCCAAGUUCUAUGAAGUUAACGGACAGAUAGAAGAUGCCAGAACCAUUUUUGAAAAGGCCAACAAGGUGAACUUCAAGCAAGUGGACGAGUUGGCCAGCGUGUGGUGCGAGUAUGGCGAGAUGGAGUUACGACACGAGAAUUAUGACCAGGCACUGCGCAUUCUGCGGAAAGCCACAGCUAUCCCGGCUAAGAAGGCAGAGUAUUUUGAUUCCUCGGAACCUGUGCAGAACCGUGUAUACAAGUCCCUCAAAGUUUGGUCCAUGCUGGCUGAUCUGGAGGAAAGUCUAGGCACCUUCAAAUCUACUAAAGCUGUGUAUGACCGCAUUCUGGACCUGCGCAUCGCCACCCCUCAAAUCAUCAUUAACUAUGGUCUCUUCCUGGAAGAGCACAGCUACUUCGAGGAAAGCUUCAAGGCAUAUGAGAGGGGCAUCUCCUUGUUCAAAUGGCCAAAUGUAUAUGACAUCUGGAACACCUACCUAACUAAGUUCAUUGACCGCUAUGGUGGCAAGAAGCUGGAGCGUGCUCGAGACCUCUUUGAACAAGCACUGGAUGGCUGUCCCCAGAAAUAUGCUAAAACUAUCUACCUGUUGUAUGCCAAGCUGGAGGAAGAAUAUGGGCUGGCACGUCAUGCCAUGGCAGUGUAUGAGCGGGCCACUCAGGCUGUGCAGCCCUCAGAGCAGUAUGAUAUGUACAACAUCUACAUCAAGAGAGCAGCUGAAAUCUAUGGAGUCACGCACACCCGUAGCAUCUAUGAGAAGGCCAUUGAGGUUCUGUCAGAUGAGCAUGCCCGGGAGAUGUGUCUCCGGUUUGCCGACAUGGAGUGCAAGCUUGGUGAAAUAGAUCGAGCUCGUGCUAUUUACUCCUACUGUUCACAGAUGUGUGAUCCCCGGACCACUGCUAACUUCUGGCAGACAUGGAAGGAGUUUGAGAUCCGGCAUGGGAAUGAAGACACUAUACGAGAGAUGCUGCGCAUUAAACGAAGCGUGCAGGCCACCUACAAUACCCAAGUCAACUUCAUGGCUUCCCAGAUGUUGAAAGUUUACAGCAACUCUACAGGGACAGUGUCUGACUUAGCACCCGGGCAGAGUGGCAUGGAUGACAUGAAGCUUUUAGAGCAGCGAGCGGAGCAGCUUGCAGCUGAAGCAGAGCGAGAUCAGCCUCGAGCUAAGGAGAAGAUCCUGUUUGUCAGGAGUGAUGCAUCCCGUAGUGAGUUGGCUGAACUCUCCCGCCAGGCCAACCCUGAUGAGAUAGAUAUUGACUUGGAUGAAGAUGGAAAUGAGAGUGAGGAUAAUGAGCCUGACGAGGUCCAGCUGGAACAGAAGAGUGUCCCUUCUGCUGUGUUUGGAGGCCUCAGGGAUGACUGAACGGGACACUGCACAAGCAAGGGCUUCUCCGGGAUCACUCAUGCUCACUGUUUAGUUCCUACUAUUUUUUGUUGCAACCUUUUUUCAGUCUGGCAAGUUACUAUUUAUAAAACAAUAUAUCUAA